CUUACUAGAUUAAAUAUUUAAAGGAAUACUUUUAUUUAUCCUCGAAUCACAUCUCCAAGUGGUUCACACUAGAGGUUGUUGGGACUCCGCCCGCGCUCGCGGAUGAGCGGAGGACUCCUCUCAGGUACCAGGAGGCUCCUCGGAGGAGGUUCUGGAGGAGGUGGGGUCACAGCUCGGUUGUGUUUGAAGCUCAGAGCUGAGAGGAAAGCUGUGCGGGAGAAACUUUAUCCACGGAGAGGAGUUUAAACAUUUCAUGAACUUUCUCUGACUUGUAGAGGGUGGAGACGAAAUCUGCACAGGAAUGCAUCUGAAUACCGUCUAUUGCUGGGACAGAUCUGUAUCGCACAGACACACAGACUCCAUCCUGAACACAAUCCCGCCUCUGUCUCCGCUCUGCGUCCCUGUCAUCUCUGCACACCUCACUGCACAGCAGCUGAGUGACGGGCUGGAGAUUGUAGCCCAGCUCGUCAGCAGCCGGCGUUAAUUAAACCUUCAGCAUCGUAUGUGCAGCUGACGGUCACCACACCGGAGCUCUGAGCUGCCAGAUGAGAUUAUCGGCGUGAUCCUCUUGAUGGGGUCAAAUAGUUUCAUCUGAUGGUGGCUGCUGGGAAAAUUCAUGGAUGUGGAUCGGAAGUUUUUACUGACUUAACCACGGUGCCCCAACAUGCAUGUCGGCAUUCAUCUCAGCCUCCUCUUAGCUGUGGUGCUCCUCAAAGUCCAGCGAGGCGCGGCGGUCCAGGAGAUCCAAAGCAGCCAUGACAACAUUGUCAAGAUCAACUCGGCGGCAGACAUGAUGCAGUGCUCUUCAGCCAUGGACAUCCUCUUCUUAAUGGACGGCUCCUACAGCAUGGGGAAGGGAAGCUUUGAGAGGUCCAAACACUUUGCAGUCAAGCUGAGCCAAGCUUUAGAUAUUGGACCCGACAAGGUCCGAGUGGGUCUGAUUCAGUUCGGUUCUGUUCCCCGGCUGGAGUUUGCCUUGGAUUCCUUCUCCAACAAGCAGGAGCUGAAAAGGCACAUGAAGAAGAUCUCCUACAGGGGCGGGGGCACCCAGACCGGCUUGGCUCUGAAGUACAUCCUGAGGAAAGGUUUUCCAGGCGGCCGCAACUCCUCCAGCGUCCCCCACAUCGCCAUCCUGCUGUCGGAUGGGCGGUCUCAGGGCAGCGUGGUGCAGACGGCAUCACAGCUCAAAGAGACAGGCAUGGUCUUGUUCGCCGUCGGCCUGCGUUACCCGAAGUGGGAAGAACUCCACGCUCUCGCCAGCGAGCCAAUGGAGAGCCACGUUUUCUUUGCAGAGCAUUUCCAGGAUGCCGUGAACGGCCUGUUCACCACGCUGACGUCCUCGUCUGUCUGCAACGCCACGCCUGCAGGAUGUCAAGUGGAGUCGUUCCCUUGUGAGAGGAAGACACUGGAGACACAGAAAAAGCUGCAGGGAAACUUCAUGUGCUGGAAGGGCUCCAAGGGGUAUUCCCCGUACACCUCUCUAUGCCCCUACUACAGCUACAACCGGGUCUACAAGAAGCACCAGACGGUUUGCCACAGGACCAUCUGUCCAGAUCCGUGCGAUUCCCAGCCGUGUCUGAACGGAGGCUCGUGUGUAUCUGAAGGUCCGGACGGUUUUCACUGCGUUUGUCUUCCAGGUUAUGGAGGAGAUCCUCACUGCGCUCCUGCUUUGUCCUUGGACUGCUCCGUAGAUUUGCUCUUCCUCCUGGAGGGCUCUUCCUCCCUCACUCUAGAAGGCUUCCUGCGGUUCAAGUCCUUCCUGAAGCGCUUCCUCCAGACGGUGAUCGGCUCGGACAGCCCCAGCAAAGUAGGGCUCGCCGUGUUUGGACGGGAGACUCGAGUGGAGGUCCAGGUCGGGAAGUUCAAGAGGAACCUGGGGGGGUUUCUGAAGGCUGUGGACGCACUUCAGUCGCCUGGUGGUCAAACUCUGACCGGCCAGGCACUGCGCCACGUCACCCGCCACGGCUUUGUGAGUGGCGUUACAGACAACCUUCCCCGCGUGGUGGUGCUGCUCACCGCCACCCCCGCCGCCGAUGAGGUCAUCGAAGCCGCAAAAUAUGCACGGGAUCGAGAGAUAUUCCUGAUAGGGGUGGGACCAGAUUUCCUGAAGGCUCAGCUGAAUAAUAUCACUGGAAAUCCUCAAAGGACUCUCACCUACUCGACACCCGACAGGCUGAACGAGAAGUUACCCGAGCUAAAGGCCAAGAUCUGCAGCGUGGAUACUCAAGGUUGCCUGGGUCAAGCGGUAGACCUGGUGUUUGCCCUGGAUGCCUCAGCUAGUGUUGGCCGCGAGAACUUUGCCGUCCUGCGCGACUUUGUGCGCAGCAUCACCGUCCAGUUCGACAUCAACCGGGACUUGGCUCAGGUAGCUCUCGUGACUUACAGCCGAAAAGCCUCCACCGUCUUCCGCCUGGACGCCCACGAGACCGGCUCCGUCAUCCUCAAGGCGGUGGACGAUGCUAGCUACACGGGCGGGGCGGGGUCAUCGGGCGCCGCUCUACUCCACGUUUACUCCAACGUCCUAACCGUUGCUAACGGCGCAAGGCCUGCAGUCAACAAAGCUGUGGUGUUGCUGACUGACGGUUCGGGCGGCGAAGACGGCGUGGUGCCAGCUCAGAGGAUAAGGGACAGCGGAGUUUCAGUUUUUGUAGUCGGAGUUGGAGACGUACAGAGAGAGAGGCUGGUGAGGAUCGCAGGUUCGGAGGAUCACAUGAUAUCUGUUCCGUCUUACGAGGAACUCAAGUACUUUGAAGACGUACUGGUGCAGAUGCUGUGUGCAGAUGUGAAGAAACCAGUAAAUCUGUGCAAACCCAACCCCUGUAUGAAUGGCGGGAGCUGCAUCCUGUCUGGAGGAAGCUUCCGGUGUCGAUGCCAAGACUAUGAAGGACCUCACUGUGAAAGAAGAAGCAGCAGCUCUCCGUCCAGAGGGGAUCGUCCCAGGCCUGCAGGUCUGAGGAGGAAGAGCAGACAGAAGAAGAGCCACCAGGAGCUCCUGCAUCGCUACAAACUUCACCGCAGAAGACACGCCGCUUGAUGGAUGAGACGGGGAGCAGAUGGGAAGACUUCAGGCAUAAACAGAGCGGAGAGAAAGGGAUUCUCGAUGUUUAAAGCUGUAAUGUACAUAAAUGCAUCCUUUAUGUGACGUGAACGUAUAUAUUCUGUUUUUAAACAGUCUUUAUGUUUAUCCAACUCAGAUGUUUUAUAGUUUCAGGAGGAGAUUUGACUUUGAAACAUUUUUUUAAUACAAUUGCUAAAAUUGUGCCUAUUUAUUAAAGAGUUGCAUGACUUCUGUGUA
Oryzias melastigma (Indian medaka) is the source of this 3295-nucleotide messenger RNA. RefSeq names its product von Willebrand factor A domain containing 2 (gene vwa2). The coding region runs from base 665 to 3034 and encodes 789 amino acids. The record is from RefSeq and is a predicted model, not a curated record. Gene Ontology annotation, molecular function: calcium ion binding. The transcript has 16 exons. NCBI's taxonomy places the organism in Eukaryota, Metazoa, Chordata, Actinopteri, Beloniformes, Adrianichthyidae.